CUCUCUCUCUCUCUCCCUCUCUCCAUCCAUCGUUACCAGGACGUGAUCCGCCACUGCCGUCGGCACACAGAGAGGGGUCGGUUAUUUGCGAGAGAAAAAAAAGAAAUCCCCCAGAAAAAAAGGGGGGGAAAAAAAAAAGUGUUUUUUUUUUAAAAAACCACUGGAGGCGUCAUCCAUGGGAAUAAAGACUGAGAGGAGAGGAGGGCGAGAAGAGAGCCGGAGCCCGACGCUGAGUUUGAGCUGGGGAUUGCAAGUCUAGAUUUUCCAACUUUCUUCUUCAUUCCGCCUCUCUUCCUGUGCGAUAUACACUGUGCAUCAAUCCUGGACCCCAAAGAGUUAAAGAUGACACGGGAACAGUAUAUUCUGGCAACGCAGCAUAACAACCUACAGAGACCUGAAAGUCAGCAAGUCUUUCAAGUAGGAAUUUAUGGGUGGCGGAAGCGGUGUCUGUACUUUUUUGUCCUUCUCCUCAUGGUUACAAUGAUUGUCAAUCUUGCACUGACCAUAUGGAUCUUGAAAGUAAUGAAAUUCUCUGUGGACGGGAUGGGAAACCUGAGAAUCACAAAUCAGGGUGUUCGGCUGGAAGGCAAAUCUGAGUUCCUUCUUCCGUUGUACGUCAAAGAAAUUCAGUCAAGAAAGGACAGCCCACUGAUGUUGCAGUCUGACAGAAAUGUAACCGUGAAUGCACGCAAUAACCUUGGACAGAUUACAGGGCAGCUGACAGUCGGUUCACAUGCAGUGGAGGCUCAGGGCAGAAGGUUUGAAAUAAAAACAGAAGAUGGCAAGAAGGUGCUGUUUUCUGCAGAUGAAAAUGAAAUCAGUAUUGGUGUUGAAAAGCUACGAGUGACAGGUCCAGAAGGUGCAGUAUUUGAACAGUCAGUGGAAACACCACAUGUCAGAGCUCAACCCUCACAAGAACUCAAGCUAGAAUCUCCGACCCGGGCUCUGACAAUGGAAGCCCCAAAGGGAGUGCAUAUUGCUGCUGAUGAAGGGGAAAUCAAGGCCACCUGUAGACGAGAUCUCCAGCUCCAGUCUACGGAUGGGGAGAUAUUUUUAAAUGCAAAAACAAUCCGACUAGGAAAUAUCCCACAGGGCUCUGCCUCUACUUCCUCAACCCCACAUCAGACUGUCUAUGAAGUGUGCGUCUGCCCCAAUGGCAAACUCUUUCUGUCUCCAGGGGAAGCAGGUUCCACAUGCCAGUCAAGCAGCAACAUUUGUUUGCGGAUUUAA
Callorhinchus milii (elephant shark) is the source of this 1230-nucleotide messenger RNA. Its product is annotated as zeta-sarcoglycan. The transcript is spliced from 8 exons. The record is from RefSeq and is a predicted model, not a curated record. Gene Ontology annotation, biological process: heart contraction; cardiac muscle tissue development. The coding region runs from base 343 to 1230 and encodes 295 amino acids. NCBI's taxonomy places the organism in Eukaryota, Metazoa, Chordata, Chondrichthyes, Chimaeriformes, Callorhinchidae. Gene Ontology annotation, cellular component: sarcolemma; sarcoglycan complex.